Molecule: messenger RNA, 1080 nt
Organism: Mesitornis unicolor (brown roatelo)
Lineage: Eukaryota; Metazoa; Chordata; Aves; Mesitornithiformes; Mesitornithidae
Product: apoptosis-enhancing nuclease-like
Exons: 3
Coding region: 1-1080 (359 amino acids)
Cellular component (GO): nucleus
Molecular function (GO): nucleic acid binding; 3'-5'-RNA exonuclease activity
Source: RefSeq, a predicted model, not a curated record
AUGCCUCCUGGCAAAGGACAGAUGACCCCGCUGCUGCCCACCCCAAAAGUCUCCAUGCCUACCUCGCAGGGCACCCGUGUCCCCACCGUGGGGGUCUGUGCUCAGCCCCUGGAAGGUGCCAGCUCACCGCAGCAUCGCAACAAGAAGAAAAGUCGCAAGCACCAGCGGUUCAUGGAGCGCCGAGCGCUGCUGGAGCAGAAGGGGUUGCUAGGCCUCCAUCGGCAUCCGGGCAGCCAGGCCCCCAUGGUGGAGCUGGAGGCAUGCAACACGCUCACCAGGGCAGAUGACACCACAGCACCGCACUGUGGGAAGGUCCCCAUGUCCAAAAAGGUUGUCCCCCCAUCCCUGUCCCCAUCUGCCUCUCCGGACAGCAUAGCCAGGCAUCACUCCAUGCUGCUGUCCCAAGGGAGUGGCAGCUACAAGGGGGUACAGACGUCCUCCUCUCUCCUGCACCCUGGCAAGUACGUUGCCAUUGACUGCGAGAUGGUGGGUACCGGUCCUCAGGGGAGGCUGAGCGAGCUGGCACGGUGCUCUGUGGUGAACUACGAGGGGGACGUCAUCUAUGACAAGUAUGUCCAGCCCGAGCUCCCCAUUGUGGACUACCGGACACGCUGGAGUGGCAUCACCAAGCAGCACAUGAAGAGAGCAAUUCCCUUCAAGGCUGCCCAGGCAGAGAUCCUGAAGAUCUUGAAAGACAAGAUUGUGGUAGGACACGCCAUCCACAACGACUUCCAAGCCCUAAAGUACUUUCACCCGAAAGACAGGACCCGAGACACCAGCCGGAUCCCCAUGCUGAACCAGAAGGCAGGGCUGCCCAGCAAGGCCAGUGUCUCACUAAAGAGCUUGGCCAGCCACCUGCUCCAUAAAAAGAUACAGGUUGGCUGCAAAGGGCACUCAUCAGUGGAGGAUGCUCAGACGGCCAUGGAGCUGUACCGACUGGUGGAGGUGCAGUGGGAGACAGAGCUGGCCCUCAGCUUACCCCCGCGGCCCCCCAGCCCCAUCACAGACCCCAGCACAGACAGCAGCCAGUACAUGGAUGACCGGUACUGGCCCACGGACCUGAUGGCAAGUGGCCUGUGA